Molecule: messenger RNA, 1603 nt
Organism: Bactrocera oleae (olive fruit fly)
Lineage: Eukaryota; Metazoa; Arthropoda; Insecta; Diptera; Tephritidae
Gene: Orc6
Product: Origin recognition complex subunit 6
Biological process (GO): DNA replication initiation; DNA replication
Cellular component (GO): nuclear origin of replication recognition complex
Molecular function (GO): DNA binding
Source: RefSeq, a predicted model, not a curated record
UGCAGAGAACGUAUAUCAUAUUUUACGUUCUCUGGUUUUUAUAAUAAAUCGAAAUGUCAAAAUAUCUCAACAUUGUGAACUGCUCACUGUAAGCAUUCUUGUAAUAUCAGAGAACGUAUAUCAUAUAUAUAUAAUAUACGUUCUCUGGUAAUAUGAGGUUUAUAUUUUAAACGUCAAACCUAUACACAUUUGUUUUCACAACAUUUUCGCGCGUAAAUGCUUUAAAGUGGGGAAAAGUGCGGUGGUUGCAAUAAAUUAUUCGGCGUCAUAACUUUAUUUUUGUGUUCUUUUAUUUGUUUACAACAGCACUUUAUUAAGUUCAAAAACAAAACGUGACGAAAAAACCAAAGUCAUGGCCACUUUAAUUGAGCAAAUGCUAACUAAAAUGGGGCUACGCGACGAGCACAAUAUGCAAAGCAAAACUUUGGAAUUGUUGCGUAUUCUUGAGUUACGUUCCGCUAAUGCGCCACUACAGCUAAAUGAAUAUGCAAAAACAGUGCUCUGCGCGGAUAUUGCAACCACAGUGUUGGGCAUAGCUUGUGAUAUGGAACAAAAUGUUAAGUUAUCCACCUUGCGCAAAUCACAUUACAUCAAACACAAACGUAUGAUUGAAAAAAUCCUAGAUGUUAAUAAAAUCGUCGGCGUGAAUGACAUAUGUGUACAACUAAAUAUGACCGAAGUUUCGCAAAAGGCUGUGGAACUAUUGGAAUGGUAUAAGACUGUUAUGGCGAAAGAAAGUGCCAAUGAUGAAAAUGAUCUAAUCCAUCCUCAGUAUGCAGCAAUGGCCGUUUUCCAAGCUGCCAAAAUUUUAAAACAAAAAUGUUCGAAAGCGAAAAUAAUGAGUUUUAGCAAUUUGCGACCAACCCAAUGGCAACAACUUGAAUUGCGAUGGAACAAAUUUUUAACCAAAUAUUAUAAAGAAACAUCUGAUAAAAAUCAAAGGCUUCGUGUUGGAGAAUUAAAUGAAGAAUCCGAAUCUAAUACAGAGCUUUUGAAAUCGCAAAGUUGUGUAGAAAGUAAAAAACGUUUAGCAUCUUCUGUAGAGGAUUAUGAGAAAUGGAAGAGGCGAAUUUUAGCGAAAGCGCAGGAUCAAUUAAGGUAUCAACUCAAUGAGCAAGAAGAUGAAAUUGGGAUUGAUAAAGAAAAUCUAAUUUUAGGAAUGUAGAAAAUAAAUAAAAAGUAUGUUAAAAUGGUUUUAUAGUAGUAUAUGUGUUUAAUAAUAGACUUAUUAUAUACAUGAUUAUUGUUAAAAGAAGAUUUAAAAAAAUGCGUAUUUUUUUAGAAAACUGAGAAUAUAAUUACUAAUUACUAACUGCUUUGUGUUGAGUGUGUGCUAGUUUGUACAUUUUAAAUAUAGUUUUCCAAUUAUUAAAUAAUUAUAGGUAUACACAUUAUAUAUAGCAUUAGUAUCGGAUUAAAACUAUUAGUGUUGUAUAAUUUAACUAACUACUUGUCAAUCAUUGAAGUCAUCUAAUGCAUUUUGGAUAGUUUUAGUCGUAUUCGCCGACUCUCUAGAAAGUAUCACUUGUUCAAAAUGGUUAAAUAGAAACUCUCCAAUGUCGUGUUUCUCACCAUUCGGUUUGAAAUCUGCAUUAAAUAAUGA